Ceutorhynchus assimilis (cabbage seed weevil) is the source of this 5571-nucleotide messenger RNA. The record is from the annotation of a GenBank genome assembly. NCBI's taxonomy places the organism in Eukaryota, Metazoa, Arthropoda, Insecta, Coleoptera, Curculionidae.
CUCGAGUUUGCGUGUCCUCCAAAGGAGUUUUAUAUAAAGUUUUUAACGGUUUCAGCGCUUCAGCAUUUUUCGUGUUUUUAUUGAGGCGCGUUUCCAUAUAUGAAUCAAGAAUAAAUUGCCUUAUUCGUUUGAAGUUUGAGUAAAAUUCGGUAUUAAAUUUAUAUGUAAAGCUAAAUUUUUAAUAUUUUCGAAGGUGCACCAGCAGGCAACUAUGAUCAAUUGAACAUCAAUCCAUAAUCCAUAGUAAUGAAAUAAUGUUAGUCCUAUGCUUAGACUGAAACUAACUACUUACUACAAAAUGAAAAUGCUUCCAUUACUAUUUAUGCACUCCAUUCUAAGUUUGUAAAUAUUACUUGCCAAUUAAGGAGAAUCUUAUUAUGGUGACUAUCAUAUCUAUCUCCGACUAUAAUGUUCAACUAGUGGGUUCGCUGCUUAGGCUUCUUGUGGUUACCAAGUUUAUUCGUAUUGGCAUCGCAGAUAAAAAUGAUACUCCGCCUUAUUUUGAGAAAGCACUUUACGAAGUGGAAGUGCAAGAAAAUGAAGACAUUGGACAUAACAUUCUUACGAUCACGACCAAAAAUCACCAGCAGUUUGCCCAUGUCCAAUACGAAAUUACGAGUGGCAACAUAAACGGAAUCUUUGUGGUAAAUAACACAACUGGAGCCAUUUAUAUAGCCAAAGCAUUGGAUUAUGAGACAAGAAAUAGGUAUGAACUGAAGUUAUCAGCGUCCAGUAAUUCACAGCACAACUACACAACAGUAUUAAUUCAUGUAAAAGAUGUAAACGACAAUCCACCUAUAUUUGAAAAGACAACUUACAGAACACAAAUCACAGAAGAGGAAGAUCGAAAUUUGCCAAAAUCCAUUUUAAAGGUAAAAGCAACUGAUGGAGAUAAGGACAGGCCUCAGGAUAUCAUAUAUUUUCUUACUGGCCAGGGAAUUGAUCCAGAUGAUUCAGCCAACAGCAAAUUUUCCAUCAAUAGAAGUAUCGGAGAGAUUUUUGUACUUAAGCCUUUAGAUAGGGAUCAGCCCAACGGUAGACCACAAUGGCGAUUUACAGUUUUUGCCCAAGAUGAGGGAGGUGAGGGACUAGUGGGAUAUGCAGACGUCCAGGUAAAUCUCAAGGAUAUCAAUGAUAAUGCGCCUAUUUUUCCACAAGGGGUGUACUUUGGAAGUGUUACCGAAAAUGGCACAGAUGAUAUAAUGAUUAUGACAAUGGCUGCAGUCGAUUAUGACGAUCCCUUAGACGGUGUUAACGCCAAACUGAUUUACUCUAUUGAGAAAAAUGUUAUAGAAGAAGACUCCGGUACACCAAUAUUUAAAAUCGGAUCGGAAACAGGAGUUUUGAGAACUGCUGUAUGCUGUUUAGAUCGCGAGCGUACUCCGGACUAUUCCAUACAGGUGGUCGCGAUAGAUGGCGGCGGGUUGAAAGGCACAGGAACAGCCAGCAUUAUUGUACAAGACAUAAACGACAUGCCACCUUUUUUUACAAAAGACGAAUGGUUUACGGAAGUGGAAGAAACGGACGCCAAAACCUUACCGGAAAUGCCUAUUUUAACAGUGACAGUACACGACGAAGAUGAGGUCAACGAUUUUCAAUACAAAGUACUACAAAACAGCGGAUAUGGUGCAGAUAAGUUCAUUAUGAUAAGAAACAACGACGGUACGGGUUCUCUGAAAAUAAUUCAACAUCUCGACUUUGAAGAUCCUCUUCAGAGCAAUGGUUUUCGGUUUCGUAUUCAAGUAAACGAUAUGGGCGAAAGCAACGAAACCGAUAAAUAUCAUGUAGCCUAUUCAUGGAUAGUCGUGAAACUUCGAGACAUAAACGACAAUGAACCGGUUUUUGACAAAUCCAAUAUAGAAAUAGAGGUUUUGGAAAAUGCGGAAGUUGGAAAAAGUCUGGUAGCUUUCAAUGCUAAGGAUCCGGAUCAAGGUGGUAAUAGUAAGAUAUCAUAUGUAAUUGAUAAAAGUUCAGACAGAAGAAGACAAUUUUCAAUUAAUCAAGAAGGCGUAGUUACUAUUCAAAGACCAUUAGACCGGGAAAAGAUGCCACGAUAUGAAGUGACAAUAUUAGCUAUUGACGAUGGCAUUCCAUCGAAAACUGCUUCUGCUACACUGACUAUAAUAGUUCAAGACAUAAAUGAUAACGCUCCUAAAUUCCUAACAGAAUACCGGCCCGUUAUCACUGAACAUGAUGCUCCGAAAAAGGUUGUUGAAUUAUUUGCCGUUGAUGAGGACGAUAAAUACAAAGGUAACGGGCCACCUUUUCUUUUUGAAUUGGAUCCCAGCGUUAGUGAUUUGAUUCGGUCCAAUUUUAAAGUAGAACAAGAUAAAAAAGGUGCAAAUGGUGAAGGUACUGCUAUUGUAACAUCGUUGCGAUCGUUUGAUAGAGAACAGCAAAAGGAAUUUCACAUUCCCAUUUUGAUUAGAGAUAAUGGAACCCCAUCUAUGAUAGGCACCAGUACACUUACUGUAGUUGUAGGCGAUAUUAAUGACAAUAAAAUGCAGUCAGCAUCAAAGGAUAUAUUAGUUUACAAUUAUUAUCAAGUUCAAGCUGCCAAAACAGAAAUAGGUCAGGUCUAUGUAGAUGAUUUGGAUGACUGGGAUUUCUAUGACAAAAACUUCUAUUGGGCAAAAGACUCUGAGCAUACUAGAUUUACAGUCAAUGAAGACACCGGAAUGAUAUACAUAAAACAUGGAACUAGAGAUGGAUUGUAUCACUUAAGGUUCAAUGUUUUUGAUAAAAUUCACAUUCAAACGGUUAUUGCAGUCGUGACCGUUACAGUAAAAACAUUGCCUCAAGAAGCUGUCAGGAACUCAGGUUCGAUGAGAAUUGCUGGUACAACAGAUGAGCAGUUUAUUAGUGUAUGGGACCACAAAUUACAGGCGAAGCACAAAUCUAAAGCCCAAAAGUUUAGAGAAAAACUAGCGGAAUUGCUCAAUGUAAAUACAAAAAAUAUAGAGGUAUUUAGUGUUCAACUUCGCCAAAAACAACCACCAGUGACAGAUAUUAGAUUUUCGGUUCAAGAAAACUUUGACUAUUAUAAAGCUGUAAGAUUGAAUGGAUUAGUGUUGAUGUUUCAGAGGGAAAUUGAAAGAGUUGUUGGAAUCAACAUAACCAUGCUUGGAAUUGAUGAGUGUCUAUAUGAAAAUAACAUAUGUGAAGGUUCCUGUACAAAUAGAUUAAACAUAACUGGCGCGCCAUACUUGGUCAAUGCAAAUAAGACAGCAUUAGUGAGCAUAAAAUUGAACCCUGUUGCGGAAUGUAUCUGUGCUGCGAGACAUUCCUUUAGAGAAAGAAUCUGCAAGAAUUCAUUCUGUUCUGAUAAAGGCACUUGUACUGGAAACUCUGGAAUGUGCUCUUGUCCGGAUGGAUCCACCGUGCCCAGGUGCCAACAAACCUCAAGAAGUUUCCGCGGCAACGGAUGGGCUUGGUUCCCGUCAUUGGAAAUGUGCAACAAAAGCCAUUUGCAUUUUGAAUUUGUGACUAAAAUAGCUGAUGGACUACUAUUGUACAACGGACCGAUCGGUCCUCCAAAAAAAGACAGUAUUAUUUUAUCAGAUUAUAUAGCAGUCGAACUAGAUUGUGGCUACCCAAGGUUCCUAGUGAAUUUUGGUUCAGGAACUUUGGAAUUAAAAGUAAAAACGAGAAAGACUUUGGACGAUGGAGAAUGGCAUAGAUUAGAUUUAUAUUGGGAUAGGGAAAAUGUGAGAAUAGUUGUGGAUCAUUGUAAAUCAGCAUAUAUAGUGGAAUUAGAAGAUGGUAACGACCCAGAAUUCGAUGAUAGCAGCUGUCAAGCCCAAGGAACUAUGCCCCCAUUUGAUGAGUACUUGAACCUCAAUACACCUUUACAAAUGGGUGGUAUUUACGCUCAGGAGUUCGACCCCAACACCUAUAACUGGCAAUACGUGCCAGUUGGCAAGAAUUUUGAUGGUUGUAUAAGAAAUCUAUUUUUGAAUUCUAAGUUAUAUGACUUGGCCCACCCUGGUUUCUUCAGGCAUAGUAUGUCAGAAUGUCCUCAGACCGAUGCUGUGUGCCAUGGCUCUGAUACAACAAGAUGUUGGCAACACGGAAGUUGCAUUGGCAAUAUGAACGAACAUGAAUGUCUGUGUCUUCCCGGUUGGACUGGAUCUUCUUGUUCUAUACCUACAGUACCUACAACAUUCGGAUCACAAUCAUACAUCAAAUAUGCUCUCAGUUUUGAACUAGACAAAUUUUCCACGCAAAUCCAAUUACGGUUUAGAACUCGCGAAGGUGACGGUGAACUAUUUCGAGUGUCCGACCAACACAGUCGCGAAUAUGCUAUCUUAGAGAUUAAAAAUUCCCGGUUACGGUUUCGGUAUAACCUGAAUUCUUUGAAGAAAGAUGAGAAGGAUAUUUGGAUAAAUACAGUAACAGUUAAUGAUGGACAGUGGCACUUUGCUAAAGUAUCGCGGUAUGGAAGUGAAGCAUCAUUAGAACUUGAUAGCGGUGAAGGACAAAGAUACAACGAAACGCUUAAUAAUUUCAGUGGACAUCAGUGGUUACUAAUUGAUAAGCAAGAAGGCGUAUAUGGUGGAGGAAAGGCAGAGUAUACUGGUGUUAAAACUUUUGAAGUAUCUGGAGGUUUCCAAAAAGGCUGUCUGGACGAUAUUCGCCUCAAUGGCAAAUACCUGCCACUGCCACCAGCAAUGAACGGUACUCAGUGGGGUCAAGCCACAAUGGCUAGAAACCUAGUUCGUGGAUGCGAAUCAAAUACAUCCUGCAAACAUAUUUUCUGCCCGGAACCGUUCGAAUGUGUCGACCUAUGGAACGAUUUCGAAUGCACCUGUGGCAAAGGACGCAUUAUUUCAGACGAUUCUAAGCACUGCACUGACAUAGACGAAUGCCUCGACUUGCCAUGUCUAAAUGGUGGAACCUGUGCCAACUUGGAAUCUGAUUUACGCUACCGUUGCAGCUGUCCAGAUGGAUUCUUGGGAGAGAACUGUCAGUUAAUUCAAGAAGGACAGAUCUUGAAAUUGUCUUUUAGUGCCAUGACCAUCAUCCUGGCAUGUUUGAUAACUGUUUUAAUUUUGGUCUUGGUCUGUGUAAUAUAUACGCAUCAUAGAAAGUCACGUAAUAAAUACCCAAAUCCCAAUGAUGAUGUAAGAGAAAACAUAAUUAAUUAUGAUGAUGAAGGUGGCGGUGAAGAUGACAUGACCGCUUUUGACAUAACGCCACUACAGAUUCCAAUUAAUACAGAACAGAAAUUUCUGGAGCCAGAGCCACACCUGAAUAGCCUAAUCCAGGAAUAUAAAGACUUUGCUGACAAAAAUAUCAGCACACCUCCUUUCGAUGACCUAAGAAACUAUGCCUUUGAAGGAGGUGAAAGUACUACCAGAUCACUAAGCUCUUUGGCUUCAAGUACAGACGAAGAGCAACAAGACUAUGGCUAUUUAGACGCAUGGGGGCCCCGUUUUGACAAAUUGGCUAAUUUGUUCAAUUCAUUAGAAGAGGAUCAUAUUGCCGCGUAGGAUAAAUAACAAAAAAAAUUAUUUGCAGUUAAAUAAGCUGGUAUAUCACACAAUUUAUUGUAAAUAAAUAUGUUUUAAC